This is a messenger RNA of Musa acuminata AAA Group (dessert banana), 1011 nucleotides long. Its product is annotated as zinc finger protein GIS3. The record is from RefSeq and is a predicted model, not a curated record. Bases 122 to 841 code for a protein of 239 amino acids. The transcript has a single exon. Gene Ontology annotation, biological process: trichome morphogenesis; cytokinin-activated signaling pathway; gibberellic acid mediated signaling pathway. Gene Ontology annotation, cellular component: nucleus. Lineage: Eukaryota; Viridiplantae; Streptophyta; Magnoliopsida; Zingiberales; Musaceae. Gene Ontology annotation, molecular function: transcription cis-regulatory region binding; DNA-binding transcription factor activity.
GAGAGAGAGAGAGAGAGAGAGAGAGAGAGAGAGAUCAACCUAAUCUGCCUGAACCCACAUGCAACCAGUCUUCUUCUUCUUCUUUCUUUCUUUAUGCUUCUAUACUAUUUAUUAGAGAGAGAUGUCGGGGAUACAGUGUAAGUCGAAGAAGGGCAGCAGCAUACGGAUGAAGCUAUUUGGCUUCCAGGUUUCCGAGGAGGAGACCGGACCGGGAUCCGACUCCUCGUCAUCCACGGCGACCACGGCCACCGCUGCCGCGCCGGCUGGUGGAGUGGGAGAGGGAGGAGACGGGAGGAAGUACGAGUGCCAGUACUGCUGCCGCGAGUUCGCCAACUCGCAGGCGCUGGGCGGCCACCAGAACGCGCACAAGAAGGAGCGGCAAAGGCUGAAGAACUCCGCCCAGAUGCAGCAGCAGCAGCACCACCUCCACGGCGGAGGCGGCCUCGCCGGCACGCUGUACCCACGCAACCCUAUAGUAUCGGCCUUCACGCCGCCGCCCCACCUCCUCCAGGACCCCCCCACCGCCGCCGGAGGCCCCACCGGGUGGGUCUACUUCUCCAGCGCGUCGCCGGGCCCGCCGUUCCACGUCUCGCACGGCUGUGUCUUCCCCUCCACCGCUGCUCGUGUUCCUCCGGUGACGCCCGCCUACUACUCCUACGCAGCCGCCGGCGGCGGAGAAGGCGAUGGCUGGCAGCUGUACGACGAGAGCUCGAUCGCGGGGCCGACCUCGUUCGCCAGGUUCACGGUCUCCGGGCCCGGCAAGAUGAGCACAGACUUGGCGGGAGCGGAAGACUCGUUCGAGUUGGACCUCCAACUCGGCCUGGCUCCCACCCGGAUGUGACUCGGUGUAGUCAUCACUGUGUGACUCGGUUUCUGAUAAGACGAUGAAUGCUUCAAAAGAAGGCUUAGUGUAGACGCUGUACAUUCUUCUUUUCCUUUUGUCUUUCAUGGCGAUUUUUGGUUUAAUUUGCAUCUAUGAGAGGAUGAUGUUUAGCAAGUCAUUUAUCGCCU